Molecule: messenger RNA, 286 nt
Organism: Cladocopium goreaui
Lineage: Eukaryota; Dinophyceae; Suessiales; Symbiodiniaceae
Source: the annotation of a GenBank genome assembly
GCAGAAGAAGAAGAAGAAGCAAGAGACAAGACAAGAGACAAGAGAAAGAAGGAGACGAAAGAAGAAAGCAAACGGCAAGAGCAAGCAAGACGUUGCAGAAGAAAGCAAGCACCAAGAGAAAGGAGACGAAAGCAAGAUAGGGAAGAAGAAAGCAAGCGGCAAGAGCAAGAAGCUAGCAAACAAGAAGAAGAACAAGAAGAAGAAGAAGAAGAAGAAAAAGCAAGAGCAAGAAACGAGGAUGGAAGAAGCAGAAGCAAGAGGCAAGAGCAAGAAGCAGACUGACUAA